AUGCGUAUACAGUAUUAAAGGCGGAGCCCCGCCCCCACCCGCCUCUUUCCGUCUCCGGUCGCCGAGGCGAGAGGAGCCGCCGCCAUGUCUGCGCAUCUGCAGUGGAUGGUCGUGCGGAACUGCUCCAGUUUCCUGAUCAAAAGGAAUAAACAGACGUACAGCACUGAGCCCAAUAACCUGAAGGCCCGCAACUCCUUCCGCUACAAUGGGCUGAUUCAUCGCAAGACUGUGGGCGUGGAGCCGGCCGCCGACGGCAAAGGUGUCGUGGUGGUCAUGAAACGGAGAUCCGGCCAGCGAAAGCCAGCUACCUCCUAUGUACGGACCACCAUCAACAAGAAUGCCCGGGCCACACUCAGCAGCAUCAGGCACAUGAUCCGCAAGAACAAGUACCGCCCUGAUCUGCGCAUGGCCGCCAUCCGCAGAGCCAGCGCCAUCCUGCGCAGCCAGAAGCCUGUGAUGGUGAAGAGGAAGCGGACCCGCCCCACCAAAAGCUCCUGAGCCUGCACCCGAAAAUCAAUAAAGAGUCAGCCAGCUUUUUCUCCA
Molecule: messenger RNA, 543 nt
Organism: Cynocephalus volans (Philippine flying lemur)
Lineage: Eukaryota; Metazoa; Chordata; Mammalia; Dermoptera; Cynocephalidae
Gene: RPL28
Product: ribosomal protein L28
Exons: 5
Coding region: 85-498 (137 amino acids)
Biological process (GO): translation
Cellular component (GO): cytosolic large ribosomal subunit; ribosome
Molecular function (GO): structural constituent of ribosome
Source: RefSeq, a predicted model, not a curated record